UGAACAAUAUUUAAAUUAACAAAAGUAGCCAUUAUAAAUGACAAUAGGAUAAAUAUAGCCUUAAAAUUACAUUAAUAAAUUUAACAUAGCCCAAUUCGAUUUGCUCAGGAACAAGUAAAACAUGUAAACAAGAUGAAGCUGUUCUCGGUGGGUACACGAGCACUGAACGGCCGCUGAUGGCCUGGAGCUCACAUCUCCAAAAGCGUCUAAUCAAAUUAUAAAAUAGGCGCUAUGAUUAAAUAUGAAUCACAUAUUUCAGGUCUAAGCAACUACAUUCUCACCUAAAAAACUCUUUAAACUACAGUUCGUGGUACAACAAGUGUAGUAUUUGUAAAAAAAUAUGGUGGAUUUGCUCGACCGCCAUGACAGUCGCUUCAAGCGGAGUGAUACAAACGGUGAAAGGACUGCUGUUAUCACUAGAAUAUUGCACGGCUCUCAGCCAAUCACAUUCGAGAACCAGAUAGAACUGUUGUAAAAAUAUGUAUAUAGGUGAUUUUUUUGUCAGUUCCACUCAAGUUCACACAUAUGUCAUUUAUCAAUAAUAUCUUACAAUUUUUAACAUUCAACUUUGACAGCUUUUCUUUUUAAUCCAAUAGGCUUUUCUUAGAAAUGAUUUGCAUAAUCAGAUGCAGAUGCAUUCUAGCAUUUGAUUGGACAAAAAUCUGAGUAGUGCAGGAUGAGUCAUCAGUAUUUUUGGUCCCAAAAGAGAAGAUUGUGAAAGUGAAUUUAGUCAAUAAUUAUAUAAUCCCAAAGUUAAAACAGAAAACUUUCAUUUUUAUUGCAGUCAUCUAUAGAUUUAUAAUUUAAAGUAAACUUCUUUUAGUGAAAUCUUUGCUUGAGAAGUGUGCAUAAAAUGAUUUGUUGUGGUGCAGUGACAUUCAAACGUCCUUUUACUUUCUUUGUAUCUUCCAGGUUCUAUAUCCAGGUAACAUUAGCCUACUUUGUAGGAGAAAUCAAUACAUGUUUUUUUUCAUUUAAAGUAAGCAUAACACUCUGAGUAAACUGUAGGGUAAUAAGCGCUGGAUUCUUCCAAUAAAGACCCAGUUUUGGAUUGGGGAGGAUGAGACCGAAGCCUUAAGCGGUUUGUGCUGUGGUAAUAUCGUGUGCUAUUUUUUCACCAGCGGAAAUCAGUUUGAUUGUUGCUCGAGAGCAGAUCGCGCCGAGAAGCCGCAGCGGAGAUGCUGGCGCUGUUCUCUCCUCCGCGCGUCGUGCUCAUGUUCCUGCCGUGAACAUCACGGGUUUAAUGCUAUGAAACCUCCGUCCUGACAGCAUUUAUUCACUCUGUGCCUCGGUGCCGAAAUGCAGGAGCGGAUGAAGAGCCACGGAGCGGCGGCGCUGCUGACCCUGUGCGCGAUCCUCGAGUGCAUAGAAGCAAAGAAGUAUUGCUGGUAUUUUGAAGGAGGAUACCCCAUCUAUUUCAUAUGCCGCUCGUACGAGGACUGCUGUGGGACGCGCUGCUGCGUCAGAGCCCUGUCCAUCCAGAGGCUCUGGUACUUCUGGCUGCUGCUGAUGAUGGGCGUGCUCUUCUGCUGCGGCGCAGGCUUCUUCAUUCGCCGGCGGAUGUAUCCGUCUCCGCUCAGCGAGGAACCUGCCUUUAACGUGUCCUUCACCAGACAGCCUGUCAGCACGCCAGUCUCCCAACAACCGGGCAUACAAGGCUACACUGACCCCUGCGGCGCCAUGACAACGACCCUGGCCCCUGCCUACCCCGGUCAGACCGCUCCAGCACACAUGGUGAGCUCGUACCCUCCGCCGCCCUCCUACUGCAAUCACCCGCCGCCCUCGUACGAGCAGGUCUUCAAGAGCGCAGAGAAGAAGAUCCACAGCGAACCAUCACAGUGAGCAUAAAACGCCCCAAAGCCUUGAAGAGGGUCUCGAGAAACGGUUCUUUUUAUUUGCUUGUUUUCAGGACGGCUCUUUCUUGCCUGUUCCCUGUUGUAUUGAUUGAUAGGAGCGCUACGGAGGGGCAACAAAGAGAACGCGUCCUGAUGGGAUGUGGGAUUUCAAACGAAAGAAGAAAUGGACUUCUCUACCUGACAGAGCUUUGAAGAACCUGUCAGGAUGUGAAGAUUUCUUUGAAAAGUGUGUAUUCUGCGAGAGGUCGUGUUGGGCUGAAGCGGACCUUGGUCACAACGAUCCGAGGUGGAAGCGACCCUUGACCUACAGGAGAACAGGUGCUCCCAAAUCAGCCAUGGAAACCAACACAUGACAACAACCCCGUCGCCCAACCUUACUUAAGAGCCCAAAAAGCAGGGAGUCGCGUACUGUAGACAUUGAUUCAUGCGGUUUAGUCUAGCAGGAAACUGCUUUGUUCCAAUCUAAAUGGUUUAAUGGGUCAAGAAACUCUUUUAUGGGUAGAAAUUUGAAAUAGAUGAUGAACUCACAUGGAGUGAGUCUAUUGAAGCCAUGUUAACCGUUCACAGAGGGCGAAAGGGAAAUCUGUUCACAUCUUUUCUGCUUCAUUACACCCAUAGUGCCCUGUUUUUGUGGAUGGGCUGGGAAAUUGCAAAGGCUCAUUUUAGGUUAAAUGUCUCGUUUUGUUAGAGAGAGUUCACUGGCCCUCUGUGAGAUACUCGUCAGUUUAUCUGUGCAGAUUAAUUAUUGUCAUUGAAAUAUGUGCAGAUGAACGAUAAGGCUUUACCCCAAUGAGAAAUAUAUAUGAAGUUUAUAGUAUUAUUUGGAGGGAGUGAUGCUUGAAGACAGCUCUGGUCAGGAUCAGUCUAAUUAGUUCUAAACCUCUUCAUUAGCUUGUAAAGGGAUAAAAUGUGAGGCAAAAGCCACGUUUCCACCGCAGGAACUUUCCCCAGGAACUAGGGACUUUGGGGGUGGUACUCGGUGUGUUUCGACCACAGGGACCAGGAUCCGAAUGAAGUUCUGCGUAAAAAUUUCCCACUCAGAAAGUCCCUGCUCACGAGGUAGUUCUUUUUCAAAGUUCAGGAACUUUUGGGGGUGGGACUUGGGCACUGAACAUGCUGAUUGGUUGACUCCACGCAGCAUUUUAUUUCAACCACCAUUUUUAAAAGUCUGUUGCGGUGUGUGCAGUAAGAGUUGUUUGCUGUUAAAAUCAACAAUGGAGAUUAAAAAUAUGACCGAUGGACCGACGACGAGGUUCAGGCUUUAUUAAGCUUAUAUGCGGAGGACGAAAUCUAGCGGGUACUUGAAAGUCGCGCGCAGUCCUACGUCACCAGACUAAUCUUCACGGUACUUUAGACUGCGAUGGAAACGCAGACAGCAACAGGUCUGCGGGAAAAAAGUUCCUGGGACAAAUUUCGGUGGAAACGAGGCUAAACAGCCACAUUUGCAAUGAUGACAGUACUUUUUCAUGCAUAUAGCAGACACUAUAUUUAAAGUGACAAAAGCAAUUCUUCAAGGAGCCAACAAUAUUUGUAAUAUACAAUGUUGGGUUUAUUUGACAACUGUUUAUAGGACAUGUUUUGUUUUCAAAUAGUUAUUUCACAUGCAGAUGGGUGAAUCUCUUGAAAAUUGUCAAGAAAUGUCUGUCACAUUUAAACCCUAAAUUAAAUUACAUCAAAUUAAAAAUAAGAAAUUAUAAUUUGCAUGAAUAAAAUGAAGCCUUGACCAUUAAGGAACCUUUUGUUGUUGCUGUUGUUGAUGGCAAUUAACCUUAAAAUAGUACAUUAACCCUCUGGUGCUCUUCGGUCAUUUUCAAAAAAUAUUUACUUUUUUUUUUUAUUACUAUAUGGUAAUGGUACAAAACUUGGUAAAGGUUAAAUGGUCCUGAAAACAAAUAGUCACACUUGUAUUGUUUACAGUCAAAAAUGAGCGCAUUGGAAAUAGAAUGAGAGAUGAAUUUCAUCCAGUGGAAGCGUUUGGUACUGCGCCCAAACAAAUUCUUACUGAAAGCUCAUUUUUUGAAAUAUCAACCUCAAAUUUAAAGUGAAACUCACAGUUUUAGAGUAAAACAAGUUUUGGAAUAUAUAUAUUUCAUAUAAAAUUUAAAAAUAGUGUUUUUAUGCAUUUGUCACAAUAAACGUAAAUUUCUAUAACUUUUUUGUUUCAUUUUUUAACUUUGAAGUUUGGUCUCUUUUUAAAGAAGACUUAAAAGCAUUCAAGAUUUACAACAGUUUAAGUCUAAAAUUUAAUUUUCAGGUCUAUACUCAAAAAGUGAUUAACAAGUAAUAAAUGGAUAAUAACUAUUCCAUAAAUAUAAUGUAGCACCAUAAAAUCCCCUAAAAAUAUUAAACAAAAAACAUUAUUGAACUUAAAUAUAGUACAUUAAUUUCAUUUCAAAACAAAUGGUCAUUUUUGACCACCACGUGAGCAGCACCAGAGGGUAAUAAUAAUUUGAGGGAAUCUGGUUAUCAAAAUGUAACGUCAAUAUACAAUUUCCCCAUUUUCUUAAUGUUUUGGUGAAAUAUGACCCAGACAUGUUCUUCAUAAGAUUCACCCACAUAUACUAAACUGCUGAUCAUUAUUUGAAAAAGUAUAUCAAAUUUCGAAGGCCAUUUCUGGAAGCCUAAAAAUGAAAUGUCAAUGUGGUCCUGCUGUCUCUAAUAUUAACUCAACAUGUGAUUUAUUAAGAACAGAGCAUAUGUGGAAAAAAACAACCUGACUGUAAAGUUGCAUAUUUUGCAUAUUGGAUUCUUAUGAUUAAUAUUUUCAAUGCUGGCUGGUUUAUAUUCUUGAUGUUGUGACCGUGAAGGGAAUGUGCGUUUGAGAUCAGGAAUGUGAAUGUUAUGGCAUCACUCACAUUUAUACAAGAAUGACCACAGGUUGGUCUUUUGAUCUGAACAUGCAAAAUACAUAAACUGCAUUAUUUAGCCAUUUUCUCCCUAAUAGUGACUGAAAAACUGCCCAUCAUCAUUAGGUCCUGCUGUAUUUCAAGUACAUCCAAAAAGUGUUGUUUUUUUUGUAGUUGUGGUUAAAUUGUUAAUGUUUUAUUUUCCAUCUGCUUGAAGUUUAACUAUGCAAAGGAAGGAUGUGUCCAUUUGCUAAAUGUUUGAGUUUAACUGGUGUUUGGUUUAAUUCUCAUGAACUCAUGAUCGAAGAGAUGUUUAACUUUCAGCGUUGGUUCGAACACGACACUUUCAGGUGUCAAGGACAGCUGUGAAAUUUGAUGGUGUCAAACAGUUAAUGAUUACGCAUCUCCAGCGAGCGCUGUGAGCCGUCACUGUGACGCUGAUGGCGACCGUUUUCUUUAGUAAUUGCACUGUUACCUACACUGUCAUUGACACACCAGCAACCAUGUCAUAGUGAAACCUUUCAUUGUUCAUGACCUACUAUAAUAAAGUUCCCCUCUCUUUGAGACUUUUGGUAUACCUUUCA
Molecule: messenger RNA, 5286 nt
Organism: Ctenopharyngodon idella (grass carp)
Lineage: Eukaryota; Metazoa; Chordata; Actinopteri; Cypriniformes; Xenocyprididae
Gene: vopp1b
Product: VOPP1 WW domain binding protein b
Exons: 5
Coding region: 1300-1842 (180 amino acids)
Cellular component (GO): cytoplasmic vesicle membrane
Source: RefSeq, a predicted model, not a curated record